UAUAUAUAUAUUUUUCAAAGUUUGACAUUUGUUAACGACAGAUGGCGAUCUUUGUGGAUUAAUCAGAAGAGGCGAGUAACAAGGGAGUGUUCUUUACUGUUAAAUAUGGCUGCAACACUUCGCCCAUAUUUAACAGCAGUUCGGCAUACCUUGAAUGCAGCCAUGUGUUUAGAGAACUUCUCAUCACAAGUAGUUGAAAGACAUAAUAAACCAGAAGUUGAAGUGAGAAGUAGUAAAGAAUUAUUAUUAACACCAGUGGUAAUUAGUAGAAAUGAAAAGGAGAAGGUUUUAAUUGAAGGCUCUGUUAAUUCACUUCGUAUCAGCAUAGCUGUCAAACAAGCAGAUGAAAUUGAGCGAAUUCUUUGUCACAAAUUCAUGAGGUUCAUGAUGAUGAGAGCAGAAAAUUUUAUUGUUUUACGGAGAAAACCUGUAGAGGUAUUUAUCUAA
Messenger RNA from Centruroides sculpturatus (bark scorpion), 447 nucleotides. Its product is annotated as actin-related protein 2/3 complex subunit 4-like. Gene Ontology annotation, biological process: actin filament polymerization; Arp2/3 complex-mediated actin nucleation. Gene Ontology annotation, molecular function: actin filament binding. The record is from RefSeq and is a predicted model, not a curated record. Gene Ontology annotation, cellular component: Arp2/3 protein complex; actin cytoskeleton. NCBI's taxonomy places the organism in Eukaryota, Metazoa, Arthropoda, Arachnida, Scorpiones, Buthidae. The transcript has 3 exons. Bases 106 to 447 code for a protein of 113 amino acids.